AUGGAUGCUCGGGUGACAGCGUUGGCAGCGGUGGCACUGCUCGCUCUGGCCGACGCCGCGCUGCCGAAGCCGGCACGGGCCCCUCCGGUUCUGCACAAGCCCUUCGUGGUUGUUUGGAACGCGCCCACCGAGCAGUGCCGGCUGCGCUACAGGGUGGACCUGGAUCUCGGUGUUUUUGACAUUGCAUCCAACAUCAAUGAGACUCUGAGUGGAUCCAAUGUGACAAUCUUCUAUCACACCCAUUUGGGACACUACCCCUACUACUCAGAUAAUGGAGAUCCCGUUAAUGGAGGGGUGCCCCAGAACGAAAGUCUUAUCAAACACCUUAGCAAAGCAAAGUCUGACAUUGACUAUUGCAUACCCAUGAAGAAAUUUCAGGGACUUGCAGUCAUUGAUUGGGAAAACUGGAGGCCCCAGUGGGAUAGGAACUGGGGCAAUAAAAGCAUUUAUAGAAAUAAAUCUCUGGAGAUUGUUAGGAGACGGCAUCCUCGGUGGUCAGAGGACAAAAUUAGGAAAGUGGCUAAAGAGGAAUUUGAAAACGCUGGCAGGAGUUUUAUGAAUAACACCAUCCUUCUGGCUGAGCAUAUGAGACCAGACGGUUUGUGGGGUUACUAUCUUUACCCAGACUGCUACAAUUACGAUUACAAAGAACACCCCCAAACAUACACAGGGAAAUGCCCACCCAUCGAGUCUUUCCGCAACGACCUCCUGCUUUGGCUGUGGAAGGAAAGCACUGCUCUCUACCCUUCUAUAUACCUGGAUUAUAUUCUGAAGUCAAGUCCAAAUGCACUAAAAUUUGUUCACUAUCGGGUUAAAGAGGCAAUACGUAUUGCCUCAAUUGCUAGAAAUGACUAUGUUUUGCCUGUAUUUGUUUACUCCAGACCAUUUUAUGCCUAUACUUUUCAUGUUUUAACAGAGAGGGAUCUGGUCAGUACCAUCGGGGAAAGCGCGGCUUUGGGAGCAGCUGGAGUUGUUCUCUGGGGCAGUAUGCAGUACGCCAGCUCAAAGGAGAGCUGCUUAACGGUGAAGCGGUACAUUGAUGGACCUUUGGGACAUUACGUCAUUAAUGUGACCUCAGCAGCCAAGCUCUGCAGCAAAGUCCUGUGCAAGAAGAACGGCAGAUGCAUCCGCAAGAACAGCGACUCCUCUGCCUACCUCCAUUUGUCUCCCACUGAUUUUAAGAUCCACGACCGUCACUCAGAGAGGGGCCCCAGGUUCCAGGUGACUGGUAAACCCAGCCUGGAGAGUAUUGAAGCUAUGAAGCAGAGGUUUAUUUGUCAGUGUUACCAGGGCUGGACAGGAAUAUUUUGUGAAUUGCCUGACCAAAGGCUAUUGGAACACUGGGUUCGUGUGGUGUUUAGCAGAUCGAGAAAACAAAGUCUUUUUAUCUUCCUCUUAGGAGCCAUGCAGCUUCUUCUGCUUUGUUCUGCACAUUAAGGUCUUCUAAGGCAGUGCAAGGGAAUAAAAAUGGCGCCUCUAAGAGUCCUGUUUCUUAAAAAAAAUAUUGUAAAGGGAAAAGGCAUUCUUGAUUAAAUGAUUUUAUUCUGUUUUAGUAAUUUUCUACUCCUGGAACUUUUUUAGACAUUAAAAUUUUUGAAAGCAUUUUUUUACAUGCUCCUUUACACCUACCUUGUGUUUCACUCAUGUGUUUGACAGAUAAAAAUUCUGUUGUUGCAGUGGAAAUUUUACCUGAGCAAAAAAGUUGAAUGAACUUGUACAAUGAUUCAGCCAUGUAGAAGAUUAAAAGAAGAACACAGAACCUCUUUGUUUGAGGGUGGGUGAUUUAACAUGGUGAUGAGGAGAGUGUUGUGGACGAGGGAUUGGGAACUGUUCUCUGCACUCUUGCUGAAUUCAAGUGGUACAUUGUGUGAGCAGCUGCACUGUGCCCAGAGCCACAUCCAUUGAUUCUACUGCUUCUGAAUAAGCAAUGUGAAGAGCAUAGAGUUAGACAUCAGCACACACUUUUAAAAAUUUAUAUUUCAGUAUUCUGAGGCCUAAUUUGAUUUGUGUUACUUCCAGAGGUAUCGGUAUUUCCAGUGCUAGUGUUCUGCCAUCAGUUUAAAAGACUCUGUCUGACUGAACAUCUCUGGAAUUGCUUUUAGGUGAGGGGUUCUGGGCUCUGAGAGCAGCGCUGGCAGCUGGCACCCAGCAGCGCUUCUGCCUGGGCAGGGAGUAGGGAAGCACUUCUUUGCUCACCCCAACCCCUUGGG
Passer domesticus (house sparrow) is the source of this 2210-nucleotide messenger RNA. Its product is annotated as hyaluronidase-1-like. The record is from RefSeq and is a predicted model, not a curated record. Gene Ontology annotation, cellular component: cytoplasmic vesicle. The coding region runs from base 1 to 1437 and encodes 478 amino acids. Gene Ontology annotation, molecular function: hyalurononglucosaminidase activity. Gene Ontology annotation, biological process: hyaluronan catabolic process; carbohydrate metabolic process. Lineage: Eukaryota; Metazoa; Chordata; Aves; Passeriformes; Passeridae. The transcript has 3 exons.